AUGAAGUUCCUCGUCCUUCUCUCGUUGGCUGUUGCCGUUUCUGCGAUUCGUGUUCAAGUUUCCAGUCAAGCCUAUCAAGAGGCUGUCAAAGAAGCAAGUCGUAUCGAAAAAAUCAUUGCAUCCAAAAACCAUCAUCUCGUCGGACAACUUUUGGCCAAUGGCUUCACAUACAAAUCUUGCGACAAAAUUGUUGGCCGAAAAGCUGUCUUGAAAUACUUGAGAAGAUUGACUGAAGGAACUGUUUAUAGAACAACUGUGAUUGCUGCCAAAUACAGAAACCACGGAAAACAAUUGCAAUACACCAUUGUUUGGAAAGUCGGAAAACAAAUUUCAACUUUCAAAGUUCUUGUCGAAAGAAGAGACAGUGGAGCAAUUCUUUUGAAUGUCACUCAUGCUGGAUGCAAAAGCCGUGUCAAUUCGAAAUCGCUUAGUCUUUUCGCCGCUUCAAGCUAA
This is a messenger RNA of Caenorhabditis angaria, 453 nucleotides long. Lineage: Eukaryota; Metazoa; Nematoda; Chromadorea; Rhabditida; Rhabditidae. The record is from the annotation of a GenBank genome assembly.